CACUCUACCCCAAGCCAGCUCUGCCAUGGCCGCCUCCACCAUGUCUGUCUGCUCUGAUGCCUGCACCCACUCCUCCUGGCAGGUGGACGACUGCCCAGAGAGCUGCUGUGAGCCCAGCUGCUGCCAGCCCAGCUGCUGCCAGUCUACUUGCUGUGUCCCCAGUUGCUGCCAGUCUAGUUGCUGUGUCCCCAGUUCCUGCCAGUCUACCUGCUGUGGGCCCAGUUGCUGUGCCCCAGCCCCCUGCCUAACCCUUUUGUGCACCCCAGUGUGCUGUGGGUCCAGCCCCUGCUGCCAAUCUUCAUGCUGCCAGCCAGCGUGCUGCACCUGCUCCCCCUGCCAGCAGUCCUGCAGUGUGACUCUUUGCUGCAAGCCUGUCUGCUGCACACCUUCUAGCUGCCAGUCCUCUUGCUGCCAGCCAUCCUGCUGUGCGCCUGUCUGCUGCAAGCCUGUCUGCUGCACGCCUGUCUGCUGCACACCUGUCUGCUGCACACCCAUCUGCUCUGGAUCCUCCUCAUGCUGCCAGCCAUCCUGCUGUGCACCUGUCUGCUGCAAGCCUGUCUGCUGCAAGCCCUGCUCCAGCAUGUCCCUGCUCUGCCGCCCUGUGUGCAGACCCGCCUGCUGUGUGCCCACCUCCUCCUGCUGUGCCUCCUCCUGCCAGCCCAGCUGUUGCCGCCCAGCCUCCUCCUGUGUGUCCCUGCUGUGCCGCCCUGCUUGCUCCCGCCAGGCCUGCUGUGGCCUCUCCUCAGGCCAGAAGUCCUGCUGCUGAUGACCAGUCUCCCAAUGACAGAAUUUCCUGUAUCUCCAGUGAGUGAUGGGGAGCCAGACCUC
This is a messenger RNA of Acomys russatus (golden spiny mouse), 828 nucleotides long. RefSeq names its product keratin-associated protein 10-3-like. Bases 26 to 766 code for a protein of 246 amino acids. The record is from RefSeq and is a predicted model, not a curated record. Gene Ontology annotation, cellular component: keratin filament. The transcript is spliced from 2 exons. NCBI's taxonomy places the organism in Eukaryota, Metazoa, Chordata, Mammalia, Rodentia, Muridae.